Quercus lobata is the source of this 4212-nucleotide messenger RNA. Its product is annotated as protein MEI2-like 4. Lineage: Eukaryota; Viridiplantae; Streptophyta; Magnoliopsida; Fagales; Fagaceae. The transcript has 15 exons. The coding region runs from base 730 to 3660 and encodes 976 amino acids. The record is from RefSeq and is a predicted model, not a curated record. Gene Ontology annotation, molecular function: RNA binding.
ACAGACUUGACGGUGACCACCACACCCCCUCGUGUUUGUAGGAGCUUAGUCCAAACAUUUUCAAUUUUUUUGUUCAUUUUCUUUUAAUCUCCGUUUACUCACAGCCCAAACAGGUCCAAACUCUCUCUCUCUCUCUCUCACAUAUUUUUUUUUCUUCUUUACCUCUCUGGCGAGCGCUCGGAAUCUUGCCGGAGAACCGCCCUGCCUCGCCGGAAACUGGCGGAGCUCUGAAGUGUGAAGGAGAGAGAAAAUUCAGAGAAACAUGAAGGUAUAAUAUAAGAAUUUAAAGAAAAAAAAAAUUCAGAAGGAAGGAAGAGAGAGAGGUUAACGUGCAAUGCAGGGAAAAAAGGCAUCAAAGAGUUUGGAAGAUCUUGCACGGCACAGAUUCCAAGACUAGAUAGAAGAGUAGACGAUGAUCCUUUCUUUCUUAUUUCAAAUCUCCUUGCCUUAAGCCGUAAUUUAUUCCAUUUCUCUCUCUCUCUUCCUUCAUAUACACCAAUUUUGCUCCCCAAAACCCAAAAACCUCUUCAAUUUGUCGAUUUUUGAUGCGUCCUUGUUUCUGAUCCUUUUGUUUGAUCGGAAAGUUCAACUUGUAGAGAAUUUCUAUUUUCUUGUUGGAGGGAAACUUUUGAGUUAUAUAUAGAGGUAUGCAUUUGGUUCUCGGCACAGGAAAUGGAAGUUUGAAGGCAAUUUUUUGAUUUUACUUUUUAGCAGCCUUAGGGUUUCGACAUGCCAUUUGAGAUAAUGGACUUACCAGGUUUAUCCUCAUCGUCCUACUUCUCCGAAAGUCUUCCCAACGAGAGACAAGUCGGUUUUUGGAAGUCAAAUAACGUGUCUGAUGGCUUUGUGAGUGGUAAUUCAGUUGCUUCAUCACCAAUGGAGAAGCUUAUACCAGUGGAAAGUCAGACAAUGAAGUCCCAACAUCCCGAGUCUUUCCUAAUACAAGAUCAGCGGAUAAAUUUUAACUUAAAUAGGCAUGCUGUGGGAGCAGGCAGAGCAUCCAGUCAUUCCUUGACUUUGAACGCACAGCCAGCAUCUUAUUCUGAAGAAGGCAACAAAAUUAAUAUGAUGGGCGCUCAGUAUGAGAGUAGUCUCUUCUCAAGUUCACUGUCAGAUUUAUUUAGUAGGAAGUUGAGAUUAUCAUCAAAUAAUACCCUAUAUGGUCAUUCUAUUGAUACUGUUGCCUCCCACUAUGAGGAGGAGGAACCUUUUGAGUCCCUUGAAGAAAUUGAGGCCCAAACCAUUGGAAACCUCCUCCCUGAUGAUGAUGACUUGCUUUCUGGAGUGACUGAUGGACUUGACUGUAUUGUUCAACCUAGUGGAGGGGAUGAUGUGGAGGACUUAGACUUUUUUAGUAGUGUUGGGGGAAUGGAUUUGGGAGAUGAUGGUUCAUCUGCUGGACAAAAUAAUUCGGAAUUUCCUGGAGUAGUUUCUAAUGGUCAGCCAGGGGCAUCAAAUGGUUCAAUAGCUAAUGAACACCCAUCUGGUGAACACCCUUCCAGGACAUUGUUUGUCAGAAAUAUAAAUAGCAACGUUGAAGACUCUGAGUUGAGGGCCCUUUUUGAGCACUAUGGAAAUAUCCGUACUCUCUAUACAGCUUGCAAGCAUCGUGGUUUUGUUAUGAUCUCCUAUUAUGAUAUUAGAGCAGCCCGAAAUGCAAUGAAAGCUCUCCAGAACAAACCACUAAGGCGUAGGAAGCUUGACAUACAUUACUCAAUUCCGAAGGACAACCCUUCAGAAAAAGAUAUUAAUCAGGGUACACUUGUGGUGUUUAACCUUGAUUCCUCUGUUUCAAAUGAUGAACUCCGUCAGAUUUUUGGUGUCUACGGAGAGAUCAAGGAGAUUCGUGAAACUCCACACAGAAGUCAUCACAAAUUUAUCGAAUUUUAUGAUGUUAGAGCUGCAGAGGCUGCUCUUCGUGCAUUAAACAGAAGUGAUAUUGCUGGGAAGCAGAUUAAGCUUGAGCCAAGCUGUCCAGGGGGAUCAAGACGUUUGAUGCAACAAAUCCCACCAGAGUUGGAGCAUGAUGAUGGUGGUCCUUAUCUGCAACAAAAUAGCCCUCCUAUUGACCUGGCCAUUGGCUUCCCUGGCUCAAUUCUGCAUGGGGCAAUUACGUCUGGUAGCAUGGAUCAUGGAACUGUUUUGGGGGCACGCUCUGCAAUACAAGCUCCAUCCAUGGAAACUGCAUUGCACCAUGCGAUCUCUUCUAGCGUUCCUAACAGCUUACCCUCUCUGGUGAAACUUGAAUCAUUUAGCAAUCAGAUUGGCCUUGCUGAGUCUGGACGUUCACCAGGACAACUGAAAUUUGAUAUUCGAGGAACUCCAACUUUCCAUCCUCAUUCACUUCCAGAGUAUCAUGAUGGCUUAACUAAUGGUGUUCAGUUGAAUUCUCCGGGCACUGUGAAUCCAAACAUCAAUCCCAGUCCACCUGAAAGAUUUGAUAACAGGCAGUUGCGAAGAGUAAGCUCAAAUGGGCACCCAGUUGAACUCAACGAACCUGGUAAAAGCAAUGGAUCACUAGUUUUUGGAUCUGCUGGUAAUGGGAGCUGUCCUCUUUCUGGACAUCAAUAUACGUGGAAUAGCUCCUAUCACCGUCAGCCUCCUGGCAUGAUGUGGCCAAACUCACCAUCAUUUGUCAAUGGAAUUUGUGGAACCCAUCCUGCACCAAGACUGCAUGCACCUCCUAGACCAUCUAAUAUGUUGAAUUCAGUUUUACCCAUAAAUACCCACCAUGUGGGAUCAGCUCCGGCAGUUAAUCCUUCUCUCUGGGAUAGGCGACAUGCCUAUGCAGGAGAAUCCCCCGAGGCUAAUGGAUUUCAUCCUGGUUCCCUUGAGAACAUGAGAAUGUCUAAUAAUUCACUGCAUGGGAUGGAAUUCGUUUCUCAUGGCAUCUUUCCUCAUGUGGGUGGAAACUGUAUGGACCUGCAUAUUCCCCCAAAAAAUAUAGGACUCCAAUCCCAUCAUCAGAGGUGCAUGAUCUUUUCUGGUGGAGGUCAAAUGAUUCCAAUGAUGAAUUCCUUUGAUUCUCCAAUUGAACGAUCUCGCAGCCGUAGAAAUGAAGGCGGCUCUAGUCAGGCUGAGAACAAGAAACAGUAUGAACUUGAUAUUGACCGCAUAAUGCGUGGGGAAGACAACCGAACAACACUUAUGAUAAAGAACAUCCCUAACAAGUAUACAUCAAAGAUGCUUUUGGCUGCAAUAGACGAACGCCAUCGAGGAACUUACGAUUUCAUCUAUCUACCAAUUGAUUUUAAGAACAAAUGUAACGUGGGGUAUGCAUUCAUCAAUAUGACUGAUCCUAGCUUGAUCGUUCCAUUCUAUCAGGCAUUCAAUGGGAAGAAAUGGGAGAAGUUUAAUAGUGAAAAGGUGGCAUCACUGGCAUAUGCUCGUAUUCAAGGCAAGUCUGCUCUCAUUGCGCAUUUCCAAAACUCAAGCUUGAUGAAUGAGGAUAAGCGAUGCCGACCAAUUCUUUUCAAUACUGACGGCCCCAAUGCUGGUGAUCAGGUGCCUUUCCCAAUGGGGGUUAAUGUUCGUACCAGACCUGGAAAAGCUCGGACCAACACCCAUGAGGACAGCCAUCAAGGAAGUCCACCAAAAUCGGGAAAUGGGGAGGAUUAUACUGGAGAUGCAUCUUCAGGUUCUUCAAAAGAGUUAGACUAAGAAAGCCAUGCAUUUUUUGUGGGCACUAACCUUACAUUACUGAGUAAUCUAAAUCAUAUCCAACCAAAAUCCUGGUUACAUAUACUAGGGGUGUCUGGUGAGGGAAAAAAAGCAUCUUUUGCUUUUGAUAAGCCUUAAAAGAAUUUAGAGGAGGAAUGCUUGACCAAAGCAAAAUAUCUUUUGAGUUAUCUUUUGCUUUUCUUACCAAUUUUUGAUAUUGUUAGAAAAAGGAGCAUCUGGUGGAGCUUCAAAAUUUUGGGUGGCCUUGAGAGUAUUAUGAUAAAAUGACAUGUAUAUGUAUAGUUUCUGAACAAUGAAAAGGGGAGAUCCUUCAUUGCGUAUUGAGGAGGUUUCUCUGCUACACCUUUUCCUUUCUUUUAUUUUCUAAUUUUUUUUCCCCAUCCCCCCGAUUUUGUUGUUUCUUGAUUGACGAACAUGAAGCCCAUCUGUAAUUGUUGAGGUACAAAAGACAACUUGUGAAAUUUUUUGAAGUGGGAUGAACCAAUUUAUGUAUCGUUUUUUGCUUAUUAGAGAUAUAUUGGUCCCUUUUUA